AUGAAGCUCAAUUUUGAAGAUGUCCUUUUGAAAUCUUUUAUUGGUUGGCCACUUUUCUACGAAGAUAUAGAUCAACUGAAAAAUAAGAAUUGGUCUGCCUUUGGCAAGUGUCCUCCUCCACUAAACAAAUUCAAAACACCUGUAAGAGUUAAGCAGAUUGCUGCUUGGCACUCAGGAUUAGAUGAAACAUAUGUAUUUCAUCAUGGUGAUGAGAUAAUUAGAAAUGCUCCAGAUAAUUUAAUGAUACAGGCAUAUGAUAGUCAUUCUAUCCUUUGUUAUUUAUAA
This is a messenger RNA of Trichomonas vaginalis G3, 285 nucleotides long. RefSeq lists its product as uncharacterized. NCBI's taxonomy places the organism in Eukaryota, Parabasalia, Trichomonadida, Trichomonadidae. The record is from RefSeq and is a predicted model, not a curated record. The transcript has a single exon. The coding region runs from base 1 to 285 and encodes 94 amino acids.